GCAGAGGUGAAACUGACGACUAACCACACUACACCCAUGAUAACGUUCAAGCUUGCGAAUUGAGAGGUUGACGGGGCUGGGCCGAAAUCUGUCAAACUGAUGGCGUGAAUCCGUCGUUUGAGUGGAGUCAGGGGAGUCGACUGUGAGAGUGCGAACACUGGGGUGGCAUCGAAACAGCCCACACGCUUCCCUCCAUGCUGUCGACAUGAUCUCUGGCCAGAUGAUCUCUGAAGCAGUCAGCGUCUCAUUAAACAGGCCCUGAGGAUGAUUCAGCGCAUGUUCUCCAGUCAGCUGCAACUAGAAAAUCUUCUGGCAGGAGUGAUUCGGUUACCUCGUGUAGAAACAAACAUUUUGUGUACCUAGAUGUGCUGGUAUUCUAAAGUGUAAAAGAUGCAGCUGUCCUGGACUUUUCACUAGUGCAACGUUGAAGACAAACUUCUCAGGAACAUGCAAGUGUUACUUUUCUUAGUAAUCUGUGCCAUCUGUCAGGUUAAACCAUCAGUAAUUAGUCCAAUAACAGCUGCUGUUAUUAAACUGCAUUGAGCUUGCAGGCAGAGUUUCGGCCCAGCGGGGGAAGGAAGAAGAAGAACGCGUGACGUCAGCUCUCAAAAGUGAAAACUGAUGGGAAACUAGGGUCACAUCAUCUUUUGGAUUCUGGACAGCAGAUCAGCCCGGGCGCAGCAGAAAAAGAACAUAGCUGAAGUGACAAACUUGGCAAUGGCACACAACAGUGUUUUUAUCAUUGUCCUGUUGUUUCUCUGCAACCUGGCUGUGGCCCUCACAGACAGCACCGUGUCGUGCUACAGGAUCGAGCCGGGGACGAUGGCAGGCAUCGUCUGCGCAGAUGUGCUGCUGACCCUCAUCAUUGUCAUCGUCACCUACCGAUGUGCCAGGGUUCGGCGUCAGAAGAUAGACAAUGCUAACAAAGUGUAUAUGAAUGUCCGGGCCAACUGCAAGACCUAAUCUAAAGACAGUUUGGUACAUGUUGAAGUUAUGUUAAAUUUAAGUUUCCAUUUUUUAAUUUUAUUUUCUUUUACUUUUUUUUUUUUUACAUAUAUCACAAUAUGUUAACUCAAGCGUAGAAGUAAGAGUCACUGGCAUAUAUAACAUUUCUGCUGACUGGAGAUACUCACUGAUUUUUUUGUAUUAGAGCACUUAAAUUUUGACACAAAUAGCAAUUUUCCAGAUCUCACCAAAUACAUCACAGAAUUCAUUUAUCAGGGCAGUUACAAACAAGGAGCUGUACUGUUACAACCUGCAACCUGCAAGUGUCCUGAUUUAGAAAUGUAAUGAUAGCACUUUAGCAUACAUACACAUAAAAAAAACAAUGCAUACACUAGUAACCAAAUCCAGCUGAGGUACCUGUCAAAUGAUCUGGAAGUUCCUACCAUGUGUCCUCAGUGUCACAUUGUAGAGUGACAGAGAACUAACUGUCUCUUCCUGCCUCACCUCAUCUGAUGCAGAUUGUAGCUGUAUUGUAUGUUUUCCACCCUCCCGCUUGGCUUGCCGAAAAAAGGAAUACGAUAGACAUAAUAUGUUUAGCUGUCUUCAUGCUGUUAGUCGGAACACUUUUUUUUAAAAAUGUGUUACACCAUCCCCAGCCAUGUUUAUCUAGCUGUAGCAGCUUAUGCAGCAUGGUGGUGGAGAUCAGCAUAGAAAUGCCUGAUAUUUUACAUUCAGAUUUAAAGAGUUUCUCUUGUAUUGCAAUUAAGGAGGUGGUCCAAAAAUGUACUGUCUCAUUGGAAAAUGUGUGUUUUGGUUGUAAAAUCUGUGUAUUAAUCACACAGCUGUUGAAUUUCACAAUCCCGGCCAGGGAGGAGGUGGUCAUAUAUGGAAUCACAUACUGGAAUGACAUACUCACAGGUCAUCCAUUCAAUGUGACUGUGGCGCUGUUAUGACCAUUCCUCAUCUCCACUGCAAUAAGCACAGUCACAACUAUUUAUUCAAAGGGAAUUGACUUUUACUUAUUGUAUUUGAAGCACUGGAUUCACAACUGUUUAAAAGCAGAAGAACAAUUUCUAAAAAGCCUUUUACAAUUAGUCGCAAAGUGAGCUUGUGCUUUUCAGUAAAUAAGAGGUGUGUCAGACUGGUCAAAAACUGUUAAUCAAGUACAACAAUUGCACUGUGACACCACCACACAGCGCCCUCUGCAGUCGGAAAAUGUCUAAAAACAGUAUUUUUUCUCAAGCCCUGAAGAUUUUAUGUAAGUGUCCUUUAUUCAUAAUGAAUAAAAUAAAUAAAUUAGAAACUGA
Acanthopagrus latus (yellowfin seabream) is the source of this 2252-nucleotide messenger RNA. It is a transcript of the gene hcst, whose product is annotated as hematopoietic cell signal transducer. Gene Ontology annotation, biological process: regulation of immune response; positive regulation of phosphatidylinositol 3-kinase/protein kinase B signal transduction. Gene Ontology annotation, cellular component: membrane. The transcript has 6 exons. Lineage: Eukaryota; Metazoa; Chordata; Actinopteri; Spariformes; Sparidae. The record is from RefSeq and is a predicted model, not a curated record. Bases 718 to 963 code for a protein of 81 amino acids. Gene Ontology annotation, molecular function: phosphatidylinositol 3-kinase binding; signaling receptor binding.